Aspergillus calidoustus is the source of this 928-nucleotide messenger RNA. The record is from the annotation of a GenBank genome assembly. NCBI's taxonomy places the organism in Eukaryota, Fungi, Ascomycota, Eurotiomycetes, Eurotiales, Aspergillaceae.
CGAAACGGCAGUCCGGCUGAUAGUCCAAGGACAGACGCUGCGUACAUCUAUGGGCGCAAAUAGCGAGGCCCUUUCCUGGCAAACCUGGGACGUCUCUACCCUUCAAGGAAAACGCGCCGUGAUUGAAAUCAUUGACAACGCGACCGGCGGCUGGGGCCAUAUAAACGUGGACCAGAUUUCCUUCUCCAACACGCGGGCAACGCACACCGUCGCCAACUGGGUUGACUGGGGCCCAGAUUUCUAUGCCGCACUGGGGUUUAAUGGCCUCCCGCGCGACCAGCGCACCAUUAUUGCCUGGAUGAACAACUGGCAGUAUGCGGGUGUCAUUCCAACAGAUCCGUGGCGCAGUGCAACGGCGAUUCCACGGCGCCUCGCGCUCAAGUCUAUCGACGGCAAGGCGGUGCUGAUUCAGGAGCCCGCGGAAAAGUGGAAGGCAAUUACUAACGGGGGUCAAGUUUCCACCUUCCGCCGCGUGGACGGGGUGCGAGAGCUUGGCCGCAUCGGGAAAGCGCUACAGAUCGAAUUGACCUUCGCCAACAGGGCGGCCAUAUCCCAGAGUGAAAACGCUGAAUUCGGAAUCACAGUCGCUGCAACAAAGGACUAUGCCCAUGAGACGAGAGUUGGAUACGACUUUUCCACGCAGGAGGUCUUUGUCGACCGCACGCGUUCGGGGGAUGCGUCGUUUGAUUCCACCUUCGCCGGUGUGUAUCGGGCGCCAUUAGCCCCAGCAGCAGACGGGACAGUUUCGCUUCAGAUCUUUGUCGACUGGUCAAGCGUUGGGGUCUUUGGUGGCGAGGGGGAGGCCACAAUCACGAGCCAGAUCUUUCCCUCGCAAGAUGCCGUGUACGGCCGGCUCUUCUCUACCGGCGGCAAGACCAGUGAUGUCAAGAUGCGAGUCAAAAAAGUGAACUCUACAUGGCGGCGGUAG